Molecule: messenger RNA, 2220 nt
Organism: Vanderwaltozyma polyspora DSM 70294
Lineage: Eukaryota; Fungi; Ascomycota; Saccharomycetes; Saccharomycetales; Saccharomycetaceae
Gene: NUP85
Product: Nup85p
Exons: 1
Coding region: 1-2220 (739 amino acids)
Biological process (GO): mRNA export from nucleus; protein import into nucleus; positive regulation of DNA-templated transcription
Cellular component (GO): nuclear pore outer ring
Molecular function (GO): structural constituent of nuclear pore
Source: RefSeq, a predicted model, not a curated record
AUGACGGAAACAUUGGAUAAUACCCAGGAUUUGUUGAUGGAUGUUGAUAAAUAUAACUUUUGGGAAGUUGAAGGAGAAGAUGCAGCAGGUGAAGUCAAUUCAAAAGAUAUGGAUAUGGUUGGUGUUGAUGAAAAAUCUGGAGCACCUGUUUUCAGAUUGACAGAUAAUAAUGAUGAACAGCCAUUAAAUGAAAAUGAAAAUGGUAAUUUUAAAUUCAAGAUGAAUACAAUUGCAACAGAAAACAUGGCAUAUCUAACUGAAAAAGAUAAAUAUAAACUCUAUCCUUCAAAGGUUCCAGGUUAUGAUAAUAGCAGGGAAUAUUCAAGUUAUGUUUCAAAAGUAUUUGAAUUAUAUAAUGAUUUAGAUGAACAUAGGGUAUAUUCUGCCCCUACAAUUGGUAUUAUAAACAAGUCAUAUGCAAGGGAACAUAAUUACGUAUUGAACGUUGCAUUUGAAAGUUUUGUUACAGAGUUAAACUUUUUCAUUGAAUCAAUUAAAAAUGAUCCAAACUUAAUUAAUAGAGUUUUACAACUAGAAGAAUCUAUCACUAUAUUAAAUUGUUUAAAGACUAUUCAUUUCACAUUUGAUUCCUUGCAAAAUGAAAGCGAUUCAAGAGAACAAUUUGUUAAUUCAUUAAUAGAUUGGGUAAAUCGUUCCGAUGGUGAACCAAAGGAAGAAUAUAUUGAACAAAUAUUUACUAGGAAUGACAACAUUGAAGUAUUUAAUACUCUACAAUUUUGGAAAUUAGUUAAUAAGUUACUUCUACGAGGCUUAUUUGAACAAGCACUAGGUUGUUUAGAGAGAUCAAAAAUAAUGGACUUUUUAAAAUCUCAAUGUGAAGUAUCAGCUAAUAUAUUGGGCGACGCAAUUGCAUUAUUAGAACAGUAUCCAAUAGAUUCAUCUGAAACAUUUAGAGAAUGGAAAUUUAUGGUGCUGGGAUUGCAACAAACCUAUAGUAACUCAAAUACUAAGAUAACGGGCGAAUUAAGAGAUUAUAUCGAAGAUACAUUAUUGUUAAUCGGAGGUAAUCAAUCAAAAUUGUUACAAUAUUCAUCGACUUGGUACGAAGCUUAUGCCAGUUUUUAUUUAUAUUAUAUCCCUACUUUAGAAUUAUCCCAUGAUUAUUUGGAAUUGGCAUUAAGCACACAUCCUCUAGAUCUAACGAAGAAUUGGGAACAAGCAUGCGUCAAUAUUAUUAAUAAUAAAAUAUAUUCUAUUCUACCUGUGUUGGAGUCAUUAGAUUUGUGUACAGCAGCUACAACAGCAGCAUUAUGCGAAGCCAAGGGUAUUUUAGAGAAUUUUCUGGAUGACGAUACAAAAACCUUCAAGGGCAAUGUCGAUAAAUUGGUUACACCAGUUCACGGAAUGGCCUCAUAUCUCUUAAAUCAAUUUGCAUUUGAAUUAUGUUCUCAGGAAGAAAAGACACUAUGGCCUGUUGCAAUAGGUUUAAUCAGUAUCUCGCCCUUUGAAUCAGCAUCUGUAAAGAGAACAACGAUAUCUGAAGUCCUUCCUCGCUUCCCAUUUUCUACAAAUGAUGAUAUUGAAUGGAUGUUAGCCGUCUGUGCAAAAUGGAGAUUACCAAAGAUAGCAAAAAAGAUAUACAAAAUUCUUGGUUCUAAAUUACAAGCUGAGGGAAAUGUAAUUGAAUCUAUGACCAAUUUCAGUAAAGCUGGAGAAUUUGACAUAGUGAAAAAUCAAUCGUGGUUACUUUUUGAAGAGGCGGUUUUUAAAGGUGAACCGUUAGAUGAUGUCGUAUUGAACUCAGUUAUUACAAAUAAUUCGAACAAUAUUAUUCCGGGUGAAUUAUUAGAUAGUCUUGUUACCAAUGCGAUGAGACAGACUUUAUCACCAUAUGCUGUUUUAUAUGAAUUUUUCCAAGCGAAGUUUGCCGGUGAAUGGGAAAAGAGUCUACAAUUACUAUUAGCACUUUUGGAAUUUGAAUUUUUGCCAAAACACUAUUUAUUGCUAUUAUUAACAAAGUUUUUAUUCCCAUUGUAUUUGAAUGUAGAUAAUGUCAAAAUGGAUGAAAGUUCGAUAUUACGUUCAAUCAAUUGUAUUAAUAAGAAGCUUGACUGUGAGGAUGACAAAUCUAAAAAAAUGUAUGAGGUUGUUUUAGAAAAACAACCUUCCAAAUUCAAGAUUCUUCCCGCUGACCUAUCUCAGUUUAGCAAUAUGGUAAGAGAAAGAUUGAGUAUUAAACUUUGCCAAGAAUUCAUGUAA